GUUUUGUCAGUAGCAACGGUUAGCAACGAGCACCGACGACGCUUCGUUUCGAAGAGAGAAUGCGGAUGUUCAAAGUAUACGUCGUGACAGCUACAUAUGUUAAUCAAAUCAUUAGUAAAAUAAUAUUCAGAUUUAACUGAGAAAAAUAAAAUUUUCAAUUAAAAUCAAGGAGGAAUAUAACGAGACGGAAGAAAAUUUAAAUAUCUCUAAAAUGCGUCCUGAUUCGCGUAGCGUCUCGUUCACGUUCCAUCGUGAAGUUUUAAGUGUCAGAAAUUCACCAGAAUUGAUACGUACUUCAAAAAACUUAAGACAGCGUCUUCAAGAUCGUUUUGACAAAGAAAAAUGUAACGAGUCUUCCAAACCGAAAGCUUCUAAAGAGAAAGAUAUCACAGAACGUGGUUGGAAUAAUUUGAGUCUUGGAAAUGUAUCCGCUGAUUCUAGACGUGCUUUACGAAAUGGAGCAGAAAGAUUAUCCAAAACCAUAUCAACAGUAAGAACAACGUUUGGUACAAUUUCACAGAAAUUUAGAAGCUCAACAAGAAGGCGUCAGAGAUUGGAAGAACAACAAUCUCCUGGCAGCAACUGUAAAAUGCAAACUCCUCAAUCACGCUCGCGCCAAUUAUUAGGACGUACGCCAACUAAAUUAUACAGUCCUUUUGGUAUUGAAUCUCCUAAACGUGGUUGGAAUAAAGAGAAUGAUGUUACAACAGUACAAGAGUCACCAGAAAAUCAUUCACGUCAGAUACAAUGCAGGCCGUUUAGCUUUGUAAGAGCUAAAGGAUUCUCUAUGCUAAGAUAAAGCAUUAUUUUCGGGGCUAUCGUGUUAUAACUUCUUUGCCUUCUAAGAAAUGCAUCAAAAAACGCACAUUUAGUACAACUAAGCACUUAAUUUAUUUUAUUCUAAUGAAUAACAAUGCAGCUAUUUAUCUAUUCUAUCAUCAUGCUAAUAAUCAUUUUAUAAUGGGAAUUAAUAUUAUUUAAUACCUCUUUAAACAUGUUCAUUAUUUUCAUCCUUUUAUUCCAAGAUAUUUUAUAGAAGAUAUUUCUACUUUUUUAUAUGUAUUUAUAAUGAUUAUGCUUGCGAUGUGAGAUAAAAACAAAAAUAGAUUCCAAUCUCUUCAUUAAAAUAACAUUUAUUAAUCAUAAUCUCCUUAAAAUUAGGUUAUUCCACUAGAUCAUUAAAAUGGCACGAAUAUUCAUCUGUUUUUAAUGUCAUCAACAUUUUGUUAUUAUUUUCAUUUUAUAGAAAGAAAAUUCAUUUAACCAUAACAUUAAAAUAUAAGAAUUUAUAAAUCACACGAACAAAAAUCCCAAUCAAUCUGUAUUUGUGACACUAAUAAGCACUAAAUACAAGUGUUCUAUAUGUAUGAAAAUAGAACACUUGUUAGAUUGAUUCAAAUAAAGAACUGAAAAGAAAUUUUAUUGAAAUGUAAAUAAA
Messenger RNA from Vespula vulgaris, 1438 nucleotides. RefSeq lists its product as uncharacterized. The record is from RefSeq and is a predicted model, not a curated record. Lineage: Eukaryota; Metazoa; Arthropoda; Insecta; Hymenoptera; Vespidae. The transcript is spliced from 2 exons. Bases 212 to 799 code for a protein of 195 amino acids.